AUGGCUAGUUUAGAACUAUCACUUUUAAACUAUCUUGAAUUUCCCCGGAACCUGGUUGAACAGACUUCGUAUGAUUAUAUUCUACAAGGUAUCUCCACAGUCGCAUCGCUUACUGAUCCUGGAGCCAAUGGUCAGCUUGUCGGAUGGCACCACGAUAUAUCGCUCAAGAACAUACUUGUUGUCAGUGGACCUACGAACUAUAACUGUUAUUUCAAACUUGCAGACUUUGGAUUGAGCAUGUUUAAGGAGAAGGGUCCCUUGGAACAAGUAAAGGGAAUAGAUACGCGAGGAACUCGAACGUACUGCGCCCCUGAAACAUGUCGAUUUGAUGAAACAGAUGAACGGCUCAUCAAAUUUGUUACGCAAGCCGUUGAUGUAUGGUCACUUGGUUGUAUAUUCAGUGAAGCAGCGGUCUGGGUAAUGCAUAACGGUAUUGCUGGAAUCAAAGACUACCAGAUGCAACGUAUAAAGGAGAACCAGCGAUUUCCGAACCUGCUUGAUUACGGCGACUGCUUUCACAAUGGGAUCCGGCCACUCGAGUGUGUCGUUGACAUGCACAAGAAGAUGAUGUCAAAUGGACCCAGGAGUUCCAAGGAUCAAUUAACAGCGCGAGUAAUUGAGAUUUUAGUGAUACCGAUGCUUACGGAGGCUCCCCAUGGACGACCGCAGGCAGGAUCUCUACCAUUCUCUGCGACUCGAGUCAUUCAUGAUUAUGGUGGCAUGUCCAGCAUAACUCCGCCGAACACGUACGCCGAUCAUCAAACACCGAUACUAAAUACUGAUCUCGAGGAGUCUAGACCCAACCACGAUGCCCGUGGUGCCUUGCACACCAUACGAGAUUCCAGCUUCCGUACCGGAGGCACAAGCCCGGUGCAGUACCAACAUACUGAUACUUCGCCUAUGAUGUUACCUUUCGAACGAUGUGGGCCCUCACAAGGUUUCACAAACUUAUCUGGAUGCAAUGGGCCUCCAAGAGAUGGUGGAGUCACCAGCAGCACGCCAGAUUCUCAAAGCUCUUCUAGAUCUACCCCUCAAGCUUCUCAACACUUUCUAGCACCCGAGCACAUCGUGAAGGAUGAGGUGGGUGAGCUAGGUGUCUCAUUUUCAACUGGAUCUACUCGACGCAGACAGACAACUCAACAAGAGGUGUCUCGCAUGGACGUCGAGGAAGCUGAAUGGGAGUUAAUGAGUACCCACACCGGUGGGUAUUGGAACAUCUGGACCAGACAACGCUCGAAGCGGUAUGAAAAGCUGAUCAAGAGUGCUAAAGAGACAAGAGGAAGGAACCAUAUAUACAUCAUCGACAACUCGAAGAGCAUGGAUCAAUACAAGGUGAAAGUCAAGAAAGUCAUUUACGUUCUGAAUACAACGCUACGACAUGUUUCAAACAGAGGUAGCUUUGAGUUAAUAUGCACGUAUCCGGAGGCUCGACAAAAGAUGGACUUGAAAGUGUCUAAGACAAAAGGGAUUCUUGACAGAAUUACGUUUGAGGGUAAUACAGGCAUGGCGAAAAAGCUCACAGCAGUGUUACAUGAUUUCCUCGACGAUGAGACAAGCUUGUCUCCUGGAAAAUUCCUCAGGUAUCUUUUCGUACGGUCUGGUCGUCCAAAAAAUGACAGACCGUUAACGGUGUACAUCUUCACAGAUGGCGAAGGUGGCCGAGCUGAAGAGAUAGAAACUUUGAUCUCGCAAUUUAAAGAACGACUAGACGCAAAGUAUGUCGAGAGGGGUGAUAUAGGGAUCCAGAUCGUUUUCUAUGGCAGAAAUGCGACUGCAAAGAAAGUAUUGAAGCGGGCUGACUCACCGCCCAUUGCUAAGAACACUACAAAGGUAGCUCUGUACGACUUAUCCUACAUGAUCGAAAUGAUGAAGAAUUCUAACACUCAGACAGCGACGUUGUCGACAUGGAAGCCGGAGGAGCCAGUGGAAACUUUUUGA
This is a messenger RNA of Pseudovirgaria hyperparasitica, 1938 nucleotides long. RefSeq lists its product as uncharacterized. The coding region runs from base 1 to 1938 and encodes 645 amino acids. The transcript has 5 exons. Gene Ontology annotation, molecular function: protein serine/threonine kinase activity; ATP binding. Gene Ontology annotation, biological process: peptidyl-serine phosphorylation; peptidyl-threonine phosphorylation. Lineage: Eukaryota; Fungi; Ascomycota; Dothideomycetes; Acrospermales; Acrospermaceae. The record is from RefSeq and is a predicted model, not a curated record.